GAGGCCCCCUCCCAGAGAGGCCCCUAUCGCCCCGCCCGGCGCAGGGUCAAACGCCUCCCGCCGCUGGGAUGGGGUCGACAGCCCACCCCGCUUCCUGCGCUCCUCUGUACAGUCCCCGCCCCGACGGGGACGGGCGCGGGGUCGGCAUUUCUGAGCCCUGCCUGGGCACCUCCCUGGAGCCGGCCUCGUCCCAAUCCUCCAGGGCCUAGAGGGACCUGGAGAGGACCGAGGUCCCGAUAAUAAUAAUGAAAAAAUCACUCCGGCUAGCAUUUUUUGAACGCUUCUGUGUCAGGUAUUUACCAUGCGUAUCACUGAGUCUAAACACUUUAUGGGAGGUGCUGUUACUUCUUUUAGAGGUGAAGCAACAGACCCAGAGAGGUGGAGUGACUUGCUCAAGGUGACACAGCUAGUAAGUGACAGAUCGGGAACUCGAACCCGUGCUUCAGAGUCCAGAACUGGAGUCUCAGCCACUAGACUAGAUGGCUCCGUGGCUCAGUGGCCCAGUGUUUCCGUGGCUCAGGUGUUCUUGACCCGCUCCGCUGCCCUGCUGCUGCUUCCACUUCCAACCAUGCACACAUGUGGGCCACACCUGCUGCUCUUUGCUUUCCCCCGAAGGGGUCACCAGACACCAGCCCUACCUUGCCUCCCCUGAGCUGGAAAGACAAAGACUGAAUACCUAAGUUCUAAGUAGGGAGUGACACCUGCAGGGGAGAUGGGGGCCCGGGGAUCCUUUGCCCCCUGGGCCCCCUGGGAAGCCUGGGCUGAGGCCUGGGCAGUAGGCGUUCUCCCCGGAAACACCCAGGAGCCGGUUUUUCAAGAGUGAAUCAGAGGCCUCCCGCCCUCCUCUCCGAAGCAAUAUCCUACUAGAAAGGGGAGGCUGGGUGUGGUGGCCCCCCUCCCCCAGCUUAUGUCAGCUCCCAGGAACCCCCUUCCCCACUUCCUGCUGCCCCCCGCUGUGAUUCUGCGUGGUUGUGGGGUUGUUUAGUUUCAGGCCCUUUGCAGGGAAGAGAGGGUGGGGAUGCUGGGAUUCCAGCCAAUGCGCUUGGCGCCCAGGCUGACACUCUUUUCCUCCAACCCUAUGUUCAGGUUUGAGCGGAGACUGGGAACUUGGGGAGGGGGUGGCAGUUAGCAACUCCCGGCAUGUUCUGAGGAUAGGAGGGCUCAGAGAGUAGUCAGAAUGAGGACAGAAGGCACAUUCAUCCAUUCUACAAACAUUUAUUGAGCACCUACCAUGUGCCAGGCACUGUUCUUGGCACAAUAGUGAACAAGACAAAAAUCCCUGCUCUGUGGGAGCUGCCAUUCUAGUUGGGGGGAAACAGGCAACAAGCAAGUUAACGAGUAAAUAAAGAAGGUAUCUGCAGAUGGUAGUAAGUGCUAUGUGCUAUGAAUAAAAGUGCUGUGAAUAAAAUAUGAGGGGGUGGUAUGGUAGAAUCUGUGGGUAAGGGGGGUGGCUUGGAGGAGGUGACUUUGGAGACAAGAUCUAAAUGAAAAAAGGAGGUAGCCCUGCAAAGAUCAGGCAGGGGGCCCACCCCAGGCAAAGGCUCUGAGGCUAGACGGAGCUUGGAAUAGCGUGGCUGGGGCACCAGCUGCAGUCAAAGUGGCAGUUCUGCAGGGGUCUGUGACUCAUAUUAAGGAGUGUGGAGCUUUUCCUCCGUAAGGUGGGAAAUCGUAAGAUUCGAAGCCGGGGAGUGACGCGAUCUGGUUUACAUUUUAAAAUAGAGACACAAAGUGAAAUAGCAGCCUAAGACUGAAAGACAAGAGUUCUGCCAGGGCAACAUGUAAUUAAGUUCAUGGGCCUGAGCCGUCUGGACCACAGGGGCGGUUCCAACAGGCUGGGGCAAGCCAGGGAAGCUGCCUGGAGGAGGUAGCCUAGACUAGGCCUCCUCAGGCAAAGUGGACUGGGAUGUUCCUGGAUGGGGCAGGGGAGGAGGCCAUAAUAAUAAUGACCAUGAUAGUAACAGUUUCCUUAUAGCAAAUGUCAGACAAAAUGCUAAUCAGAUUGUAUGCAUAAUCUCUUUGGCUUCCCAUAAGCACCCUGAGAGACAGGAAUUCCGCUUGUUUUUUCGGAUGAGAAAACUGAGGCCCCAUCACAUGAAGUGACUUGCCCACGGCUACGCAGCUGGAUCAUUCUGGCUGCUGUGUUGACACAGGCCGUGGAGGGCGAGGGCAGAAGACUGCAGACUCGGAGGAGGCAACUGCACUAGUGGAGAUCUCCUGAGCGUGCCCGCGCGUCUCCCUGCUCAUGCCGCUGGGACUGGGGCGGCGGAAAAAGGCGCCGCCUCUGGUGGAAAAUGAGGAGGCGGAGCCAGGCCGUGGGGGGCUGGGCGUGGGGGAGCCGGGGCCCCUGGGUGGGGGUGGGGCAGGGGGGCCCCAGAUGGGCCUGCCUCCCCCUCCCCCGGCCCUGCGGCCCCGCCUCGUGUUCCACACCCAGCUGGCCCACGGCAGUCCCACGGGCCGCAUCGAGGGCUUCACCAACGUCAAGGAGCUGUACGGCAAGAUCGCCGAGGCCUUCCGGCUGCCAGCUGCCGAGGUGAUGUUCUGUACCCUCAACACCCACAAAGUGGACAUGGACAAGCUCUUGGGAGGCCAGAUCGGGCUGGAGGACUUCAUCUUUGCCCACGUCAAGGGGCAGCGCAAGGAGGUGGAGGUGUUCAAGUCAGAGGAGGCGCUGGGGCUCACCAUCACUGACAACGGGGCCGGCUAUGCCUUCAUCAAGCGCAUUAAGGAGGGAAGCGUGAUUGACCACAUCCAGCUCAUCAGCGUGGGUGACAUGAUUGAGGCCAUCAACGGGCAGAGUCUGCUGGGCUGCCGGCACUACGAGGUGGCCCGGCUGCUCAAGGAGCUGCCCCGAGGCCGCACCUUCACGCUCAAGCUCACAGAGCCCCGCAAGGCCUUUGACAUGAUCGGUGUACGCUCAGGGGGUGGCCGCCCUGGCUCUGGCCCCCAGCUGGGCACUGGCCGAGGGACCCUCCGGCUCAGAUCCCGCGGCCCCGCCACAGUAGAGGAUGUGCCCUCAGCCUUUGAGGAGAAGGCGAUUGAGAAGGUAGAUGACCUGCUGGAGAGUUACAUGGGCAUCAGGGACACGGAGUUGGCGGCCACCAUGGUGGAGCUUGGAAAGGACAAAAGGAACCCGGAUGAGCUAGCCGAGGCCCUGGAUGAACGGCUUGGUGACUUUGCCUUCCCUGAUGAGUUCGUCUUUGACGUCUGGGGUGCCAUUGGGGAUGCCAAGGUCGGCCGCUUCUAGGCCCCCUUCCAGACCUCUCAGUGACCUGGCUCCGCUUGGUGGGAGCCCCCAGUGGGAGGGCCACCAUGGCCUGGACCGCAGCAUCCGGCUUGGACCUUGCUCAGCAGCCCAAGGACGAUGCAGAGUGGAGGUGGGGCCGGGCCUCCGCCCCACUCCAAUCGGUACCACCCCUCCCCAGCUCCCACCCUGGCUGGGGUCCCCGGUCCCCCCUUGCCCUGUUCCCCACCUACCUCAGCCGGGUCAGGCGCAGGGGGUGGGGGGGGAGGGACCAGCCAGAUUGUGCGGCCACCCCCACCCCCAACACUUUCUGCAUCAGCUGCCAAACUGGUCUCUCAUCUCCCUGGGGCCUGUUUGGGGGUCCUGACCUCCCUAGUUUCCUGCUGCAGGGAAUGCAGAAGGGGGGCAUGCCCCCCCUCAGCAAAUGCAAUAACGCCCUCCCCCCAUGCCCCACCCAGAGAGGAGCCCCCUCACUUCGGAGUCUGUUACCUCCACAUUUGAAACACUAGUCUGCUGUGAACCCCCAACCUCCCUCCCUCCCCUGCUCUCUGUGUCGCCCUCAGCCCAGCCCCAGACAGAAGGGGCAAGAGGGACGAUGGCGGUGGGCUUUUGUAUCUGAAUUGCUGUCUUGAACAUAAAGAAUCUAUCUGCUGUUGGA
Leptonychotes weddellii (Weddell seal) is the source of this 3899-nucleotide messenger RNA. Lineage: Eukaryota; Metazoa; Chordata; Mammalia; Carnivora; Phocidae. The record is from RefSeq and is a predicted model, not a curated record.